This is a messenger RNA of Alexandromys fortis (reed vole), 2784 nucleotides long. RefSeq names its product STEAP3 metalloreductase (gene Steap3). The coding region runs from base 148 to 1614 and encodes 488 amino acids. The transcript is spliced from 5 exons. Gene Ontology annotation, cellular component: plasma membrane; endosome. Lineage: Eukaryota; Metazoa; Chordata; Mammalia; Rodentia; Cricetidae. Gene Ontology annotation, biological process: copper ion import. Gene Ontology annotation, molecular function: ferric-chelate reductase (NADPH) activity; cupric reductase (NADH) activity. The record is from RefSeq and is a predicted model, not a curated record.
AGAGAGCAGGCGGGUGGCCACCACCCGGCCAGGUCCGGCCCCACCGGCGGGCGGGGCGCGAGGAGAGGAGGAGUCUAGGGCCGAGCCACUGCUGGCGACCUGCAGCUGCCACGGCUCCUCCAAGCGGCGGGCCGCCGAGCUACCGCAAUGUCCGGGGACAUGGACAAGCCGCUGAUCAGUCGCCGCCUGGUGGACAGUGAUGGCAGUCUGGCUGAGGUCCCCAGCAAGGCCCCCAAAGUGGGCAUACUGGGCAGUGGGGAUUUUGCCCGUUCCCUAGCCACACGCCUAGUGAGCUCUGGCUUCAGCGUGGUAGUGGGGAGUCGUAACCCCAAACGCACAGCUGGGCUCUUCCCCUCCGCAGCCCACGUGACUUUUCAGGAGGAGGCCGUGAGCUCUCCACAGGUCGUUUUUGUAGCUGUGUUCCGGGAGCAUUAUUCUUCGCUGUGCAGUCUGGGCGACCAGUUGGCUGGCAAGAUCCUAGUGGAUGUAAGCAACCCCACGGAGAAGGAGCAUCUUCAGAACCACCAGUCGAACGCCGAGUACCUGGCCUCACUCUUCCCUGCUUGCACUGUGGUCAAGGCCUUCAAUGUCAUCUCUGCUUGGGCCCUGCAGGCUGGCCCAAGGGAUGGGAACAGGCAGGUGCUCAUCUGCAGUGACCAGCUGGAAGCCAAGCACACCAUCUCAGAGAUGGCACGCGCCAUGGGUUUCACACCCCUGGACAUGGGAUCGCUUGCCUCAGCCCGAGAGAUAGAGGCCAUACCCCUGCGCCUCUUUCCUUCCUGGAAGGUGCCCAUCCUUCUGGCACUGGGGCUCUUUGUGUGCUUCUAUGCCUACAACUUCAUCCGGGAUGUCCUGCAGCCAUACGUGCGGAAGCAUGAGAACAAAUUCUACAAGGUGCCCUUGUCUGUGGUCAACACCACACUGCCCUGUGUGGCUUAUGUGCUGCUCUCCCUGGUGUACCUGCCUGGUGUGCUGGCAGCCGCCCUUCAGCUGAGGAGGGGGACCAAGUACCAGCGUUUCCCGGACUGGCUGGACCUCUGGCUGCAGCAUCGCAAGCAGAUCGGGCUGCUCAGCUUCUUCUUCGGAAUGCUGCACGCGCUCUACAGCUUCUGCCUGCCGCUGCGCCGCUCCCACCGCUACGACCUGGUCAACCUGGCCGUGAAGCAGGUCCUGGCCAACAAGAGCCGCCUCUGGGUUGAGGAAGAAGUCUGGCGCAUGGAGAUAUACCUCUCCAUGGGCGUGCUGGCCCUGGGUAUGCUUUCGCUGCUGGCUGUCACCUCACUUCCCUCCAUUGCCAACUCACUCAACUGGAAGGAGUUCAGCUUCGUACAGUCCACGCUGGGCUUCGUGGCCCUGAUGCUGAGCACGCUGCACACACUCACCUAUGGCUGGACCCGUGCCUUUGAAGAAAACCACUACAAGUUCUACCUGCCGCCUACGUUCACACUCACACUGCUCCUGCCCUGUGUGAUCAUCCUGGCCAAGGGCCUCUUCCUCCUUCCCUGCCUCAGCCGCAGACUCACCAAGAUCCGCAGAGGCUGGGAGAAAGAUGGCGCUGUCAAGUUCAUGCUGCCUGCCGACCACACGCGGGGGGAGAAAACAAGCCACGUGUGAGGCCCUGGAAAUGGAGACAGGCACAGCUUGUGGGGGCCCUGAGCUGAGUUUUUCUGGAUGCUGCAGAUGGAGUGAUGAUAUGUGCACAGGUGAUUGAGAUCUGAAUUCCUGGGAUGCAGGUUACGCCAUGGUAUUCAGAGUGACACACCACGCGUGUGAUAUGUAUUCACAUAUAAUACAUAUAUAAUAGGAUUUGCUAUUAUUCUUACCUAACUAAGAAGCUGGGUCCCUAUAUUUCAACUUAUGUAUUUCAAAGCAAGUGCCACACAUUGAGUAGCAGAUCCCACCCUUGUGCCAUUGGCAGAGGCAGAUGCACACUUGGUAUAGGAGAGAUUUGUAUUUUGUUGGGUUCUGGCCUUUAGUCCUUGUUCUCUGCAUCCCCUGUUAGCUACAGCCUAAAGUUGGUGCAGAGCUGGGCCUAGAGCUGCCCAUGAUGCAGCCUGCCCCACCCCCCAGGGCUAAGAAGGAGGACAGAGGGACUAGGUGCGGAACCUCCUGCUGUCCUGAGCAUGUGGGGGUGGGGCUCACCAAGACCCUAGAAUCCUUGCAGGAGCUUUUGCAGGCCUGUCCUUUCUCCAGGGAAGGAUCUGAAGCUGCUGCAUCUGAUCCUAGCUGAGCUGAGGAGACUGUCCCUCCUCCCUGAAGGUCCAGAGUCACCGUGGAACCUGCAAAUUGCUCCUUCUCUGAAGGUGUGAAGUCGCCUCCUCACCGGAGCCAUUAAUGACCGUGCUCCAGAAGUCUAAUUGUUCUCCCUGCAUUAAGCUGGUGGUGACCUUCCUUUAAACCACUGUGCCUUCUCGCCUUUCCCAUCAUUAACUUGGACAUCUCCCUGGAAGGCGUGGAGCAGACACCUGUCAGAGCAGCCCAGGGUGGGGGGUGGGAUAGGGGGCAUCAGAGCCUGCAGAAAAAAACCCUUGGAUACUCCCCGGGGUUAGGGGGGACUAUCUUCAUAAAAUUGGUCCCCAAGGAGAGUAACAGGCACCCCUGCUGCCUUUGGGCGGACAGCCUACCUUCUGAGCACCCAGAAACCACAUUGGCUACAUGCUCCUCCUAUGGGGGUUCCACAGCCCCCAUUGUCCAUGCUUUUGCCUUUCAGAUACAUUCAACCACAAAAGUCUGCAGAUAUUGUUUUUUGAAUUCUUAAAGAGAUCAUACUCUCAUUUUAUUAUA